Molecule: messenger RNA, 879 nt
Organism: Ascochyta rabiei
Lineage: Eukaryota; Fungi; Ascomycota; Dothideomycetes; Pleosporales; Didymellaceae
Exons: 1
Coding region: 1-879 (292 amino acids)
Source: RefSeq, a predicted model, not a curated record
AUGGGCAGAUGGGCAGAUGGGCAGCGAGCUGACAGUCGCAGCGCUGGGCGCCUCUCACUCUGGCGCUCCAACACGGACAAGGCUGAGCACGUCGUUGCCAGGCAGGAGCCGCUUGGGGCGCAGUCGGCGGGGAUCCUGCGCGGCCGCUGUCUUGCUCUCUCUCUUUGUCUUUCUCUGCACCAGCGCACGCCCGGGUCGUGGCGAGGAUACGGCGGCGGCGGCGACGACGGCGGCGGCGGCGACUUGCUGCUGGACGCGCUCGAGCGGGAGCUGAAGUUGGUACCUGAGCAGCGGGCGUGUCUGCGCCCUGGACGUGGCAGAGCAGUGGAGGGGUACGCUGGCCGGGUCAUUCUUUCACCGGUCGUGUGCAGCCCAACGACCAGCCUGCGCCAUGCCCUAAUCACCAGCCUGCAUACCCUAGUACCAGCACACCUAGUUACCAGCACGACGCCAUGCCUGAUUACCAGCACGACGCCAUACCUAAUCACCAGCACCACGCCAUACCUAAUCACCACCACAAUGCCAUACCCAAUCACCACCACAAUGCCAUACCCAAUCACCACCACAAUGCCAUACCCAAUCACCACCACAAUGCCAUACCCAAUCACCACCACAAUGCCAUACCCAAUCACCACCACAAUGCCAUACCUAAUCCAGCUCCCGUCCCAGCUCCCGUCCCAGCUCCCGCUCCACGGCUCCACUAGACACAAAGGGAUCCCUCGCCCGCCCAAACAGCCAUCCUGCACGGCCCUCGGCACGUGGCGUUGCACUCCUCUCUCCUGCCCUCUCCUGUCCUCUCCUGUCCUCCCCUGUCCUCCCCUGUCCUCUCCUGUCCUCUCCUGUCCUCUCCUGUUUCCUACCUGGUUUCUUCAUCUCUAG